CACAAACAACAACAACAACGUCACGUAUCGCGGACGCGCUCGAGCCGACACCACGCGACAGGCACUGACAAGAUGGCGAUCAUUUCAGAAACAGAGGAGUUACUGCCGUGAAGGAGAGGCUCGACAACACCACCAUGCCCUGGGAGGGUCCUGUUUCUAAGCUCACCAUGGUUACCAUGGUGAUAUGAAGCCAGUGUGAAGCGUUGACACACACACACAGACUCACACACAGACGGUCAGUUAUUGACUGACGCAGCCAGCCAGCUCGGCGGCAGGCGUGUGGAAUGGACAGGUGUAAGCAUGUGGGGCGGCUGCGGCUGGCCCCAGACCACUCCAUCCUCAACCCACAGAAGUGGCACUGUGUCGACUGCAACACCACCGAGUCUAUAUGGGCCUGCCUCGGCUGUGCUCAUGUGGCGUGUGGGCGCUACAUUGAGGAACACGCUUUGCAGCACUUCCAGCAGCAGCGGCAUCCGUUGGCUAUGGAGGUUAAUGAACUUUAUGUGUUUUGUUACUUGUGUGACGACUACGUCCUGAAUGAUAACGCCACCGGAGACCUCAAGCUGCUCCGCAGUACGCUCAGCGCCAUCCAGAGCCAGCGCUAUGAGGUUACCACCCGCAGCGGGCGCACCCUCCGCUCUGCCAGCGCUGCCCUGGACGCCCUCAUGCCAUCCGGGGCCCGCGAGCUGCAGCUGAAAGAUGAGGACAGAAUGUUUACUGCCCUCUGGCAUCGCCGCAGGGCGCUUAUGGGACGCAUCUUCCGCUUUUGGUUUGGCCUGACUGAAUGCGGAAAGAAGAGAGAGGAAGAGGAGAGGAAGAGGGAGGAGGAGGAGGAGCAGAAGAGGGAGGCCAGGGAGAGGAGACGAGCUCUAAAGAGGCAGCUACAGGAGGAGCUGGAGAACGCUCCUCUCAGGAAGUCUCGGCGCUUGCGUCGGAAAAGCCACAGAGUUGCGGAAGCGGCAAUCACAACACCAACCUCUCGCAGGGCAUGCAACAAGACAAAAGCCCCCGUGCCCCCAUCUGUCAAGCGCAGACCACGGACUCAGAGCCCUGCCACUGCUACCCCCAAGAAAGCUGGACGAACGAAAAAGGUCGAGCCAACUCCCAAACCCCGGAGCCGAUCCUCUACUACCAAAUCUAAGCCCAAAACACCCUCAUCCACCUCUCGUACUGCCCAAACCCCGGUCCGCCGCAAGCAGAGUACCAAACAGGGGGGCUCACCGUUCAAACGGCGUCCCACAGUCACUCCUGGAGUGACAGGCCUGAGAAACUUAGGAAACACCUGUUAUAUGAACUCCAUCCUGCAGGUUCUGAGUCACCUGCAUGUCUUCAGGGAGUGCUUUCUGCGUCUGGAUCUGACCCAGGCUCUGGAGCUGCUGGCGUCCGCCGUCCACGGCCAGCUGGCAGGGAAGGCCUCGCAGUCCCCCAUGGCCCAGAGGAAGGGACUCCAGACCAGCUCAGGCUGUGGCGUGGGGCUGAGCGGCGGGGCCUCGAGGACCCGUAGCAUGGAGCUGAUCCAACCCAAAGAGCCCAGCUCGAAGCACAUCUCUCUCUGCCACGAGCUGCACACCUUGUUCCAGGUUAUGUGGUCUGGCAAGUGGGCGCUGGUCUCGCCUUUCGCCAUGCUCCACUCGGUGUGGCAGCUGAUCCCGGCGUUCAGGGGCUACGCUCAGCAGGACGCUCAGGAGUUCCUGUGUGAGCUGCUGGAUAAGGUGCAGCACGAGCUGGAGAGCACCGGCAAGCACACGACCACCGCAGGAGUCCCGCAGAAACGACUCAUCAAGCAGGUGCUCAGUGUGGUCAACACCAUCUUCCACGGCCAGCUGCUCAGCCAGGUAACGUGUCUGGCAUGCGACCAUCGCUCCAACACCGUGGAGCCGUUCUGGGAUCUGUCUCUGGAGUUCCCUGAGCGCUACCACAGUAACAGCAGGGAGUCGGCCGCUCAGGCUUCUUGCCAUCUGACGGAAAUGUUGGCCAAGUUCACCGAGACCGAAGCGCUGGAGGGAAACAUCUACGCCUGUGAUCAGUGUAACUCUGCCAGACGACGGACCUCCUCCAAACCAGUCAUCCUGACCGAAGCACAGAAACAGCUGAUGGUCCACAAACUGCCUCAGGUCCUCCGACUUCACCUCAAACGCUUCAGGUGGUCUGGGCGCAACCACCGGGAGAAGAUCGGCGUCCACGUCAGCUUCGACCAGCUCCUCAACAUGGAGCCCUACUGCUGCCGGGAGCCGUCGCCCAAAGGCUUACCCUGCUCCAGUCCCAGCAGCCCCAGCUCUCCCGGCUCGCCACGCCCAAAGCACUUCCUCUACGAACUCUCCGCCGUGGUGAUGCAUCAUGGGAAAGGCUUCGGCUCAGGCCACUACACUGCCUACUGCUACAACACAGAAGGAGGCUUCUGGGUUCACUGUAAUGACUCUAAGCUGAAUGUGUGUUCGGUGGAGGAGGUGUGCCGAGCUCAGGCCUACAUCCUCUUCUACACACAGCGAGUAACUCAGGACAAAGACCGGCCGCUAUAGGACCACGACCCCCUGGACCUUCCUCCUCCUCCUCCUCCUCCUCCUCCUCCUCCUCCUCCUCCUCCUCCUCCUCCUCCUCCUCCUCCUCCACUCAGUGAGAUGAUAUCAGCACAGCCCCACCUAUCGCUCUUUCUUCGCUUCCCUCUCUUUCUUCGGGCAUUUUCUACCACGGGAGGACAGCUGUUUUAAGUCUAUUUUUCUAAAUAAUGAAAGAGGAGUUUUAAAAUCCGGUUCUGCUUUGUGAACUUCUUGUACAUGGUGUUUAUAUGUAGGUAUUUUUUUUACGAAAUGGUGACUUUUUGUGAUUUAUGUACAGCUGUAUUUUAUAAAAAAAAACAAAAACAACAACAACAAAAAAAAACAGCAUCAGCCAAGAUGUGUCUCAGUAGCAGCCAGGUGUGACUACACAAGUGUCCUCUCUCUGGUGGCUCGUUGAUUGUAAAUGCUGUUUGUUCGUUUGAAAUCAGAUGAAAUUGUUUCUCAGUCACUUUAGAUAGUCGACACACAACUGGAUGUAGGGUUGUAAAAACGUCAUUCACUCAGAAAUGGCCUCCCUGUGUUCUAGACAGGUAAGAGUUUUUAACAGCUGGCUACAUUUUGGCCCUUUUUCCUGCCAGAAAUGCACUAUUUUUUUUUUUUUUUUUAACAUAAAAUGGUUGUUAUUCACUUGGUGUUGUUAAAAAUCUGCACACAUGAAAUGCAGGAUGUUUUGUUUUUCACUCUGAAGUCCUCCUGGGUCUGAAGCAAGCCAAAGCCUUGGGGGAAGUGUUUGGAAAAACCUCUCAGCAUUUCCAAAACGGUUCAACAUUUGCUGGGUUGUUUUUUUAUUUUUUCUUCCUUCCUUUUAUUUUAAAAAAAAGGGACCAUUUUUGGCUCAGUGCUGCCAUCUUUCUGCUCUAGAAUGUAACCAUCCCCAACCAGACGGAUACUACUGUACUAGAAAAGUGCCCUUUUAUUGACAAAGCAGAUCUAUUUUUAUAGUUCAUAUCAAAUCAGCUGCAAUCCCACGCAGACCAGCAGUUAGAUAAUGAAUGUAUUUCUAUACAAUCCUUCUCAGAGGUUUUACAAAACGAGGCCAUCCACUGUUUUAGAAGUUCUAUUCAACCACUUGUUCUGAUUGUUCAGCACCACCAGCGGUUAUGACAGAUGUUCAAUUAUGUCCCUCUGAUUUAUCCGUCAGAGGAGGGAAUCGAAGCACACUUCAUCUUGGUUUUUGUUUGUCAUCAGAGGUGUUAUUUGUCGGCAUUUCGGUUUCUACUCCGUGUGUGUGUAAAUUUAUGGAAGUUAUACUAUGCAAAUUGUUACCUCAAUUUUUUUCUAGAAAAAAUUACCUCAAUAAAUGAGAAUAUUUUUUCAUUUUUCUAAAAAAGAUGCCAGCGUCUUGCUUGUUCUUUUUUUUUGUUUUUACAUGAUGUUAUAAAGCCAAUUGCAUUUAUUAUUUAAAUCAAUUCAGAUAACUAAAAUAUUCACUGAUUAACCCUCGUGUCGUCCUGCGUGUCAAAAUUGACCCGGUUUAAAGUUUGAAAAUGUGGGGAAAAAAAUAUAUUUUCAUAGUGAAACUUCUGAUGUCCACAUUUUCAACAUUUUUUGGAAAUCUCUGAACAUCUUUUGGUGGAAAAAAAUCUUUAAAAUGUUUUUUAAGAACAUUCACAUAAAAAUCCAGCGCAUUUCGCUGGAUUUUGGUUGAUUUUUAUGUGAAUGUUCUUAAAGAAAAUAUUAGAAAUUUUACUGAUAUAUAUGUAAUCACUUUAGAUGUUUUUAGGAAGAUUUUUACAAAUUUUUUGAAAAUAUUUACAAGAAUUUUCUUGCCAAAUUUUGGGGAUUUUUUUUAAAUAAAACUUUUAAGGAAUUAUUGGAAUUUUCUUCCUGAAGGUUUUGCAAAUUUUAUCUACUGAAUUUAAUUUUCUCAAUCAUUUGUCACGUAAAAUGUAAAAAAAGACAUGAAUAACUGUCCAGGUCCAAGCUGACUUGUCAAUUAGCUUGUUUUUUUCAGUCCAUAAUGACUCAAAAUUCUUCUGUAUCAGUGAAUAUAGACUGAAAAUGAACUGACAUACUUUAAACAGGCAGUACUUUUUGAAAUUUGUUGCCUUAAUUUAAACUUUCCCAUUCAGGAAAAUGUGUUAAAAUGUUCUUCAUGCCAAGCUAGCGAGCUAGUUAGCGAGCUCAAUUUUUUUUCUGUGUUGUUUGUUAAAACAUUCUUAAAGCUAUUAGUUUCAUUUAAUGUGCUAAACAACUUAGACGUGGGCAUUUAUUUUUGUCUAUUUACUCAUUGUGUACAUAAAAUGUGAGAAAAUUGUGAAAAUUCCAGUCAGUACAGGCUAGUUCUAGCUCAUCAAGUCGAUGUUAUCAAGGUCCGUGUAUAUUUUGGCAAUUGGAUUUUCCGUUCUGAAACGGGUAUUGAAAAACAAAAAACAAGUGUUUAUUUGAUUUUUGUUUUAAAAUACAAAAAUUAAAGUUGAAAUACAAGGCGAUUUUCCUUUUCAUGAUCAAAAAAGGGAUAUACGGAAUUUUAAAAAUGCUUUGAUUUUCAUUUUAUAUUUAGAAUAACAAAAAAAUAAAAUCAGUAAGAAACAGAAACGAAAAAAUUUCCGUUUUUUCAUUUUUAAAGACCGGAAGUGGUCAUCAGCAAGUGUGGAGCCAAACAGAGUACGGUGCAUAGACUGGAUAUAUUUUUUUUCCUUAGUUUUCAUGGUCAAAAUGAGAGAUCAGGUGGCUGAUCUUAAAAUAAAUCAAUAUUGAUUUUUUUUUUUAUAGAGCGUUAAAGUUUUGCGAAGCCGGGGGGCGGGGUUACUUGAUUGACAGUCUGGUCUGGAAUGAUUGACAGGUCCUAUGGAGGAGGCAGCAGAGACUCUGCUCUCCUCGUUUGGAUUAAUUCUGAUAUAAUAACUGUUGGUUUAUUUAUCGGUGCAGCAGCAGAACAUUUUCCACAGACAGUUUUCCUGCCCGUUGGCUUGUUUUAACCAGUUUUCUGCCUUCAGCUGAUUCUACCAGCAGACACUGAAAGGACUCUGAUAGUUCGAGUGAAAGUAGCAGUUCCUCCUGAAGGUCAGAGGUUGCAGCAUCUGAGGGCCUCUUCAAAAGAAGACGUAGUUGAUGAAGGCGUUCUGGAGCAGGACCAGAAAGACCACGACCAAGCAGCCUUGAGAUCUUAGGCAGCGUCUCCCUGAGGUCCCUCUCUAUCUCCCCACACAUCCACCAACCACUGGAACACAUCUCCAAAGUUCUGCUGGACCAGCUCAGCUUCCCCUCAGAAGAAGUGCUGCCACCUGCCAGAUGAAGGAGCCUAUUGAGAGGCAGCUGGCAUCGUGAUUGGACUGUACUUUGGUCUGUUCCAAUCCAGCUUCAGCUCCAGAGACGGCAGGCGGGACGAGUCAACGGAGGCCGGAUGGACGAAGGCAUGAAGCUGAGUACAAUCCAGAAAACAUCAGAGGAGGAGUGCAGCAGCCCAGAGCCAGAACAACCAGAGUAGCAUCAUAUGUCUCUUAGAAAACAUCAUAGUAUAACCUUUGGUAUGAAAAAACGCUAUCAUAUACAUCGUAUAUUGUACAAAUAAGUCAAAGGAAAGAGACAUACAUUGUAGAAUUGUAGUAAUUGUGGGCUGACUGAUUUACUGAUUAUCAGUAUUUUAUUUUUUACUGAUUUACGGUAAUAAAUACAUUUAAAAAUGGC
Molecule: messenger RNA, 6188 nt
Organism: Amphiprion ocellaris (clown anemonefish)
Lineage: Eukaryota; Metazoa; Chordata; Actinopteri; Pomacentridae
Gene: usp44
Product: ubiquitin specific peptidase 44
Exons: 8
Coding region: 285-2519 (744 amino acids)
Biological process (GO): protein deubiquitination
Cellular component (GO): cytoplasm
Molecular function (GO): zinc ion binding; cysteine-type deubiquitinase activity
Source: RefSeq, a predicted model, not a curated record